Molecule: messenger RNA, 2133 nt
Organism: Abrus precatorius (Indian licorice)
Lineage: Eukaryota; Viridiplantae; Streptophyta; Magnoliopsida; Fabales; Fabaceae
Product: probable indole-3-acetic acid-amido synthetase GH3.1
Exons: 3
Coding region: 142-1914 (590 amino acids)
Cellular component (GO): cytoplasm
Molecular function (GO): acid-amino acid ligase activity
Source: RefSeq, a predicted model, not a curated record
AUACCAUCAAGACCACGAGUUCUCUAUCUACUUCUUCUAAAAGAGUAACUCAAUUUCAGAUACUCUCUCCACACCAUUUUCUUCCCACUUUCUCCUUUGCCUUUUCUAACUCACUCUUCUUCGCUUAAUUAAUUCAAGAAGAUGGCUGUGGACUCUGCUAUUUCGUCUCCAUUGGGUCCUCCGGCAUGCGAGAAAGACGCCAAGGCACUGAGAUUCAUUGAGGAAAUGACCCGAAACGCUGACGCUGUCCAAGAGAGGGUGUUGGCGGAGAUUCUCACCCGCAACGCCAACACAGAGUACCUUAAACGCUUCAAACUUGGUGGCGCCACCGACCGAGAAACCUUCAAGUCUAAGAUUCCUGUCAUCACGUACGAGGAUGUUCAGCCAGAGAUUCAGCGAAUCGCCAAUGGCGACCGCUCUGCCAUCUUGUCUUCUCACCCCAUCUCUGAAUUCCUAACAAGUUCUGGGACUUCAGCUGGUGAAAGAAAACUGAUGCCCACAAUUAAGGAAGAGCUGGAUCGUCGCCAACUUCUAUACAGCCUCCUCAUGCCAGUUAUGAACCUUUAUGUACCCGGGUUGGACAAGGGAAAGGGCCUGUACUUUUUAUUCGUCAAGUCCGAAACAAGGACCGCGGGUGGGUUACUGGCCCGACCCGUACUCACAAGCUAUUAUAAGAGUGAACAUUUCAAGACCCGACCGUAUGACCCGUACAUGGUCUAUACUAGCCCUAACGAAGCCAUCUUGUGCCCUGACUCCUUCCAAAGCAUGUACACUCAAAUGCUCUGUGGCCUCAUGGAGCGCAACCAAGUCCUCCGCCUCGGCGCCGUCUUCGCCUCCGGUCUCCUCCGAGCAAUCCGGUUCCUCCAACUAAAUUGGCCGGAAUUAGCCCGUGACAUCCGAUCCGGAACCUUAACCUCUCGGAUCACGGACCCUACAUUAAGGGAAUACAUGGACAAGGUGAUGAAACCCGACCCGGAAUUGGCCUCAUUCAUGACACAAGAAUGUUCGAAAGACAAUUGGGAAGGAAUCAUUACGAGGAUUUGGCCCAACACCAAAUACUUAGAUGUCAUCGUAACCGGUGCCAUGGCUCAAUACAUUCCAACUCUCAACUACUACAGUGGUGGGUUGCCACUUGCAUGUACAAUGUACGCUUCCUCGGAGUGCUACUUCGGACUCAACCUUAAUCCCAUGUGCAAGCCCUCCGAGGUUUCGUACACUAUCAUGCCAAACAUGGCAUACUUCGAAUUCCUUUCUCACGAAACCGGGUCCACUCAAUUAGUGGACCUAGCUGACGUAGAAGUGGGAAAGGAAUACGAAUUAGUGAUCACAACCUACGCCGGGCUGUAUCGAUACCGAGUGGGCGACAUCCUCCGAGUCACCGGGUUCCACAACUCGGCGCCACAAUUCCACUUCGUACGGAGGAAAAACGUGUUACUCAGCAUUGACUCGGACAAAACGGACGAGUCAGAGUUGCAAACAGCGAUUGAGAACGCGUCGAAGCUUUUGGCUGAGUUCAACACGAGCGUGGUGGAGUACACAAGCUAUGCAGACACAGAGACGAUUCCGGGUCACUACGUGAUUUACUGGGAGUUGUUGACCAAGGACUCGGCCAACUCGCCGAGUGAGGAGGUGCUGAAUCGGUGUUGUUUGGAGAUGGAGGAGUCGUUGAACGCGGUUUACAGGCAAUGCCGUGUUGCGGACCAUUCGAUUGGGCCUUUGGAAAUAAGGGUUGUGAAGAGUGGAACCUUUGAAGAGCUUAUGGAUUAUGCUAUCUCAAGAGGUGCAUCAAUAAAUCAAUAUAAGGUGCCAAGAUGUGUGAAUUUCACUCCUAUAAUGGAGCUUUUGGACUCAAGAGUGGUAUCUACCCAUUUUAGCCAAGCUUUGCCACAUUGGACCCCUGAAAGGAGGAGGUGAGUUUCUUCACAUGUGGGCUUAGUGGGUUUGAGUCACACACCUAGAUGUAGAUUUUGUUGCAUUUUUUUGCUAAGUUUAUUUUUUAGACUUGUGGAGAGUCUAAAGUAUUUUGGAUUAGGAUGUCUCUUCCUUAGGUUAAUUAUGUAUUUUGGUUCGAUUAACUUGUGCAAAACAUGUGACAUUUUCUUAAGUAAAUUUGUCUAAUGUAUUUACUUCUCA